Molecule: messenger RNA, 2518 nt
Organism: Loa loa (African eye worm)
Lineage: Eukaryota; Metazoa; Nematoda; Chromadorea; Rhabditida; Onchocercidae
Product: splicing factor
Exons: 13
Coding region: 9-1637 (542 amino acids)
Cellular component (GO): nucleoplasm
Molecular function (GO): RNA binding
Source: RefSeq, a predicted model, not a curated record
UUGCAGCAAUGGGUGCCGAUGAACCACGAUUUCGUGUGCUGCAUGUUAGCAACAUCUCUAUGACAGCAACACGUGAACAGAUAUAUCAGCUUUUUGCUUUUAUUGGGCGAAUUGACGAAUUUAAGAUUUACCCCUCUGAUAAUCACCCACAGUUAUCGACAUUUACUCAGAAAUUUGCGUACGUUAAAUUUGAAGAUCAGAAGUCAGUAGAAGUGGCACAGCAUCUGACGAACACUGUCUUUAUCGACCGCGCCCUUGUUUGCAUCCCAUCUAUAUCAGAUACAAUACCGGAUGAAGACACAGCAUUGAAAACAGGUGGACCGGCGUGGCCAGGUCAGCGUCAGUUGCCACCGAAUGUUGUCAAUCAAAUCAAGGAUUUGGGAGACGGGCAGCAAAUGUUGCUUACAGUGGACCCAACAUUGGCGGCACUUGGUUUACCACCGUAUCCAACAUUGAGUGCGAAUACAGAAGCAUCAAAAGUAGAAGAAAUCCGUCGUACAAUAUAUGUCGGCAAUAUACCGAAGGAUUGUGGUGGUGAAGAAGUGAUGAAGUUUUUCAACGACAACAUUGGUGAAGUGAUGUAUCUUCGGAUGACAUCCGGCACUGAAAAUUUGCCAUGUGCGUAUGCAUACGUUGAGUUUACUAAUCAACCGACGGUCCCCAUUGCACUGCAAAAUAAUGGUAUCGAAUUUAAAGGUCGCUGUUUACGCAUACAGCAUUCGCGGGUUGCUAUAAUCAAACCGGAAAGAAAGACAGCAGACAUGGCAUUGCAGGAGGUGGAAGAAGCAAUUAGGGUCAAUCAAAAUCCAGAUAAAGCUGCUAAUGCCCUCAGAAUGGAUCGAAGUUACUCGCCUUUACGGCGAUCUGGGUCCCCCCGACGUCAUCGAAGUCGUAGUUCAAGCAGACGUCGACGCUCUCGAUCACGAUCAAAAUCGCGCCGUCGACAUCGCAGCAAAUCUAAAGAUCGACGCUCACGCAGCAGAUCACGCGAACGUCGUAGAUGUUCUCAUUCUCGCCAUCGAAGACUUUCACGUUCAAAAGAUAGGAAGGAGAAAGAUAAGGAGAAGGAUCGACGUGAUAAAGAGAAAGAAAAGGAGAAGAAAGAACGAAAACGAAGCAGAAGUCGCACACCGCACAAGAAGGAUGAUAGGCGUGAACGUGAUAAGGAUAAGGAUAAGAAGGAAAAGGAUCGUGAAAGCAGUAGUUGGAGAGAUAGGGAAAGAAAUAAUCGCAAUGAAAAAAAUGAUAAAAAAGAAGAGAAGGAUCAUGAUAAAGGAAAGAAAAACUCGCGCAAAGAGAAAGAACGUGAAAAAAGUAGUAGAAAAAGUGAAAACAAAAGCAAUUCGGUUAAAGCCGAGGUGAAGCUGCAGAUCGAACAUGGUGAGAGCAUGGAAGUAGACCAUUCAGAACAGGUAACUGCUUCAGAUGAAACGGCCAUGAGGGAAAGACUGAUGGAAAAAGUUUUGGCACGUAAUGGACCGAAAAAAGGCGAAAGCGCAGAUGUUGAAAUGGUGGACACUGAUAAACAGAAGACUGAACAAGAAUCGAAACGAAGCAGCAGCAUUGAUGGUGAGUCUCUUCGGAAGAAAUCUCGGAAACGCUCGAAAUCUUCCAGUUCAUCAUCUCAUUCUGAAUAAAACCAAUAUUUGUUUCUCUAUGUAUUACUUGUUCACCUUCAAUCAUAGUUGCAGUAAUUGCUGUUUUCCUCAGUCGUAAUUCUUUGCUUACACUUACCCAACAGUAGGAGAAUGUAACGAGGACUCGUAGUUCUACAAAACAAUCUUCCAUAGGUAGUGAAUUUUAUUGCCAAGUAAUUGUGGCAGGUCUCAAAGUUUUUUUUGUAUUGAAUUCACUGUGACCCAUAUUGAAAAUUGUCCACUAUUAGUAGGGCUAUAAAAAAAUGCAAGCAAAAUAAUAUGAGAAGUACAGAUUACAUCAGAAGUAUUUAAGGUAUUAACAGUAAUUCUUCCUCUAAAUACCUUAUAUCACUAUGAGUAAAUGAAAUAUUUUAAAUGAGACGAGAAUUUUAUCACCCCGUUUAAUGUACAAUGAAUCUCAAUACCUCACACUACAUCACUUUUCAUCAAACAAUAAUUUGGAUCAUAAUGAACUAGAAAUACAAAAAUGCAUGGUUUGCCUGUAAACGAUAUCGCAUGUGCUGUGGCUGUUAUUUUUACCUUUCUGAUCAUAAUCUAUAGCAGUUUAUAGCUGUUUCCGUUUUCAGUGGAUUUGUCAAGAAUUUACAAUACUUCCCAUUUACUGAAUAUUUAAAUGAUCUUCGGAAGCGUAUUUCGUCACACGCACACGCUUGUACGUGUGUGAGAUUUUAGAUGCUGUAAACAACUCACCGAGAGUAACUUGCUGCAUGAAGGCUGGCCAUUUCAAUUUAAGUUUGACACUAUCUUAGUUACCCAGUCUUUUUUUACGCAAUUUGCUUCUUUUGAUAAAUGAACUUCUACCCCGUCGCGAAAUUAUAUUGUUUCUGUUCGCAAGCAGUGUGGUUCAGUAAAUUUUGUGC